GUCAAUAAGAAGAUUUAACAUAUAAUAGUAUCUUCAUCACAUUUAUAAAUAAUAGGAGUACUAGUAUUCAAAAGAUAGCAAUUAUUUCAUUUCAAAUUAGUUUUCCAUCAUGAGCAUUUUUUACCAAGAAGUGGAAGAACCUACCAAAAAAUGCAAAUGCCUUGCUUCAGUUCUCAAGCAUACAUUUGCGAAAUGCCAUUUUUUACGAGGAAAUCUGCAUUCGACGCCUGAACCAGAAGAGCCCCCCAACGACUUCGACCAAGAAGAGGAGAUAUUCGUUUCAGCAAUCAUAAGCAAGUAUAUGGAGUCGAAAAGCAAACGGAAAUCAAGCAAUUUUGGAAUAGAUAGCAUUUACUGGGCAGCAGCAGGAGAAAUCGAGAGAGGCGAAAAUGGUGUGGAGAAUGCAGAGGAGUAUUUCUCCGCCGGCAGCGGUGUAUCGAGUUUUGAUGCAUUCGUCACUGCCAAGACCACGUGUUUGUCACGAUGCUCGAGCUUCAACGCCGUCGAUUUUCAAGAUUUCGAUAAACGAAGAUCGUUAAUUCUUGAGUUGAUUCACUGCCAAGGCUGGCCUUUCGGGCUUUGGAGGAAGGCGUUGUUGCUACCUCCUUUGCCCAAAUCUCCUUCUGAUUCUUGGCUGUGGACCAAGAGUGGCAGAAUCGUUAAAAUAAUUGGAUCAUUUUAAAAAACCAUUAUAAGCUAUUUUUUUUAUCAAAUUUUACUACGAACUUUCAAUCACUAGCUGAGAGUAUUUUAAUAAAUAAUUUUUUAUAAAUGUAAAUUUAUAUUUUAUUUUAGGGAUUAUAGCCCAAAAAUACACAAACUUUGACAAAAGUUGCAAUUUUCACGUGAACUUGAAUUAGAAUCAUUACAAAUCAAUAAUGAAGUUUACAACUCUUGUUUUUCGUUGGAUGUAAAUUGUGUAGUUGCAAACAUCUGUGGUCUUUUUGUGGCUAUGGGCAGUAAUGAAACAUAUUUUAAGC
Messenger RNA from Salvia miltiorrhiza (redroot sage), 980 nucleotides. RefSeq lists its product as uncharacterized. The record is from RefSeq and is a predicted model, not a curated record. The coding region runs from base 110 to 682 and encodes 190 amino acids. Lineage: Eukaryota; Viridiplantae; Streptophyta; Magnoliopsida; Lamiales; Lamiaceae. The transcript is spliced from 2 exons.